Molecule: messenger RNA, 1039 nt
Organism: Salvia miltiorrhiza (redroot sage)
Lineage: Eukaryota; Viridiplantae; Streptophyta; Magnoliopsida; Lamiales; Lamiaceae
Exons: 2
Coding region: 94-543 (149 amino acids)
Molecular function (GO): DNA binding
Source: RefSeq, a predicted model, not a curated record
UCGUCUCUUCCCAGACCCAGUUCCUACUUCCCAAAUCCUGAUCUCCCUUCUCCGAGGCCGUGAGCCACCCUCCGUUCGGCGUCGCCCUCCUGCAUGAUGUUCGCUACAUCCUGCGCGACGUUGCUGCCUUUCGAAACAAUACUCCACGCCUCUCCGCCACGCCACUUCGCCACCCGUCUGCCGCCCGCAACUCACGAUAAAAUGGAAGCUUCACAAGCUCAUACUCAACAAGAUUCAAAUGCACCUUAUCCUCAAGAACAUGGAGAGAAACCCCAAUCUCAGUCACAUACAGAAGCUACUGUAACCACAAGAAAGAAGAGGAAAAAUCCCGAGCAAAGAUCCUCUCAUUGGGCAUACUACACUGUGGUCGAAGUUGAAGUAGGGGAUCCUCCCAUUUUAAAGAAGAAAGCAAAAUGCAACCGGUGUGGCACCUUAAUUGCAACUGAUUCAUCUAGAAACGACACCACUGGUUUGAAAAAUCACACAGAGGUUUGCAAGAGAAAGCACGAGGUGUCAGGUGGUCAAGCGAAGUUGAGUUUUUAACCUGUUCUCGGUGAUGGAAAUAGAAGUGGCGUUAUCAAUUUGGAAGUUUAACUAAAAGGAAAGCAAACUGGCUUUGUGUGAGAUGAUCAUUCUAGAUGAACUCCCGUUCCGAUUUGUAGAACGGAAAGGAUUUAGAAAAUUUAUUGCUCAUGUUUCCAGGCAGACAAACGAUUAAAGAGGAUGUUGUGAAGCUAUUUGCUGAGAAGAAAGGUGAUUUGAAGGGAUAUUUCACGAAUAAGGGCAUGAGCAGAGUAUCUAUCACCACUGAUUUGUUGGACUGCAAUCAAUAACAUAAUUUUUAUUUGUGUUACAGCUCAUUUCAUAAGAAAGGAUUGGAACCAGCCUCUAAGACCGCCUCAAGAUGAAGAUUGGGUGAAUGUGAGGAAAUUUAUGGAGUACUGGAAGACUUUCUAUGAUUUGACACUUCUCUUCUCAGGAACCUCUUAUGUCACAUCACAUUUGUUUUUCAAAGAAAUGUGUGAUUUAUUUGAGAUUA